Molecule: messenger RNA, 1257 nt
Organism: Rhodotorula graminis WP1
Lineage: Eukaryota; Fungi; Basidiomycota; Microbotryomycetes; Sporidiobolales; Sporidiobolaceae
Exons: 2
Coding region: 1-1257 (418 amino acids)
Molecular function (GO): protein binding
Source: RefSeq, a predicted model, not a curated record
AUGGCGUCGGCGUCGUCGGCGUCGGGUCCGCCCAUCACCAAGGCGUCGGUCGACGACUACCGCCAGCGCAUCAAGGCCGACCCGGACCCCGAGGCCCAGUUCAACUUUGCCAAGUACCUGAUCGAGGCGGCCAAGAAGAUCAACUCGUCGGCGGCCGCCGACGAAAAGUCGGCCAAGAAGUACCGCGACGCGCUCCUCGCCGAGUCGCUCAAGCUCAUCAAGCGGCUCGCGACCCAGGGCAGCGGCCUCGGCAAGCCCGCCUACGCCGACGCCCAGUUCUUCCUCGCCAACUGCCUCGGCAACGGCUCGCUCGGCCUCCAGAUCGACCACGAGAAGGCCUACAACCUGUACGUCCAGGCCUCGAAGCAGAACCACUCGGCGGCGACGUACCGCACCGCCGUCUGCAACGAGGUCGGCGCCGGCACCCGGCGCGACCACGCCCGCGCCGUCCUGUUCUACCGCAAGGCGUCGGCGCUCGGCGACACGGCGGGCAUGUACAAGCUCGGCAUGAUCCUCCUGCACGGCCUCCUCGGGCAGCAGCGCAACCCCAAGGAGGGCCUCGCGUGGCUGCGGCGAGCGGCGAGCCAGGCCGACGACGAGAACCCGCACGCCCUGCACGAGCUCGGCCUCCUGCACGAGAAGCCGCCGCCGCUCCUGAGCGCCGCCGCGGCAACGCUCAACGCCAAGGCGCAGGCCGCCGCCGGCGCCGCGCCGUCGUCGGCGCAGGCGGCCAACCCGACGCUCGUCGCGUACGACCCGGCGCAGGCGCGCGAGUUCUUCACGCAGGCGGCCCAGCUCGGGUACCCGGCGUCGCAGUUCAAGCUCGGCGCGUGCUACGAGUACGGCACCCUGACGUGCCCGAUCGACCCGCGCCGCUCGAUCGCGUGGUACACGCGCGCCGCCGAGCGAGGCGACCCGGACGCCGAGCUCGCGCUGAGCGGGUGGUACCUGACGGGCAGCGAGGGCGUCCUCAAGCAGUCGGACAGCGAGGCGUACCUGUGGGCGAGGCGCGCCUCCAACAAGGGCCUGCCCAAGGCCGAGUACGCCGUCGGGUACUACUCGGAGGUCGGCAUCGGCGUCAAGGCGGACCUCGAGGAGGCCAAGCGGUGGUACAUGCGGGCCGCAGCCCAGGGCAACAAGCGCGCCAUGCAGCGCCUCACCGAGUUGAAGAAGCUCGGCGCCGACAAGCGCGGCGCGGCCGGCGGCAAGAAGCGCCCGACCCGCAAGGACGCAGAGACCGAGUGCGUCGUCAUGUAG